Molecule: messenger RNA, 1967 nt
Organism: Ochlerotatus camptorhynchus
Lineage: Eukaryota; Metazoa; Arthropoda; Insecta; Diptera; Culicidae
Product: insulin-like growth factor-binding protein complex acid labile subunit
Exons: 5
Coding region: 45-1949 (634 amino acids)
Cellular component (GO): extracellular matrix
Molecular function (GO): protein binding
Source: RefSeq, a predicted model, not a curated record
UUAAGUGAAUAUGUCGCAUUAAGCGCCACUCAGAUAAUUUAAGCAUGAACCAUUUAAAUAACAAAAAGCCACGUUAUGUUGCGCUGCUAUUGCUGCUAAGUGCAACGCUUCUACGUGCAACAGGUGUAAUACAGAUGGUUGAAAUCUGCUCGUUGUGUUUCUGCUUUGAAGACGUCGACAACGACGAGGUCACUGUUGAGUGUCUUGGUGGAGGACAGUCUACCAAAUUCUUCGACUUGAAGAGCAUCGUUUGGCCUGUGGCAAAGGAUGCCACCAGUGUACCGCUGAAAGUGCGAGCACACUUCGGGGGUCUACACUUGCAGCAUUUGCCAAAAAUUUCAACCAGGACGAACGUAGUAGAACUGACCUUCAAAAACACCGCAAUCAGUUCGUUCCAGAACGAACCGUUCGAGGGUUUCAAAAAUUUGGAAACCCUUACCGUAACUGGAAACAGGUUGGGUGUCAUCGAGAAAGAUUUCUUUGCUUUGAAAAACAAUCUCAAACGCCUGGAUCUGUCCAACAACUCGCUGACGGCGGUCACCGCCCUGGAGCGAUCUUCCUUCGAGCAACUCGAAUACAUUGACCUUUCCCACAACAAGCUGAAACUUAUUUCGGUACAUCUAACUCGUGCUCUGCAGGAUGCCAGCACGGUCCGGCUGGAGCACUGCGACCUCUACAACUGGGAAAGCGAUGGCUUACCGCGCUGGAAGUGGUUGUAUCUGAGUUGGAACAAGCUGACGGUGGUUGGAGGGAGCACAUUUUCCAACUUGCAACAGUUGCAAGCUCUCUACUUAUCGCACAACGAGAUCCAGUUUGUCGACCCACAAGCUUUCAGUAACCUGGAUCAGCUGAAUCAACUCGACCUGUCGUACAACUCCAUCACAAACUUAGCCGGAAAUCUAUUUCUUCCCCAAGCGUUGCACAUGGUAAGCAUGGCUGGGAACGGUGUCGAUCGCUGGCCUUUUGCAAAGAUUCCAGCAGACGUGCAAGUGUUGAACAUUCAGGAUAACAAACUGACGGAUGUGAAUCUAGGACAAACGGUGAACAUUUUGAUUCUGAACGCUAGCAACAAUCAGCUGGAUGUGUUUUUCGGGGAUUUCUUCCCGGAGCUGACCGAAUUGGAUUUGUCGGACAAUCUACUUACCGAUUUGCCUCGAAAUUUGGGAAAGCAACUGAGGAUAUUGAUCCUGGAUGGUAACCCGUUCAAGAGGGUCUUCUUUGAAAGUAGGGUUUCGUUAAAACUGUUGUCGUUGAAUCGAUUGCCGAAUCUGGUAGAGGUGGAAGCGUACAGCUUCUGGAAGUUGGUUGGAGUCGAAGAUGAGAAGGAACAAGAUUGCGUUGAGAUUCAAAUUUCGCACUGUCCCAAGUUGCGGAUCAUUGAAGCGAACGCAUUCGACGAAACGGAUCUGUGCAAGCUGGAUCUCAGCUACAAUCAAUUGACGUCCAUUCCGGAAAAUCUAACCGAAUGGGAAAAUCUACGCGGAGAAAUCAAUCUACAGGGAAAUCCUUGGGACUGUAGCUGCUCCGGACAGUGGCUGGUGGAUGACAUCCUUCCGUUGAUCUACCAAAAGGAAGAUCUGCAAUAUCUGUUGGAUGACUUGCGCUGUGCUGGGCCUGUAAGUCGUAAGGAUGCUCGGCUGGUGAAGUACCUUAAUCAUAGAGGGGCAUUUUGCGGAGGACCACAGCUGGCUCGUCUGGUAGACGGCACUCAGCCAGGUGAUCUUUCCAAAGCGGGAUUUCCGAUUAUAAUUUGCUCUGCCGACGAUGAAGCUUGCUGGCAUGUCCACAAGGGCACAGGAUUUAUAGCAUUCUGUGUAAUGCUGGCGGUCACGAUGCUGGUUAGUAUCGCUAUGUUGGUUGCUAUCGUCAUUCGAAGAAAACGGAAAACUCAAAAGAACACUUUUGAUAGCGAUUGGCUUAUGAAGAACAAUAAUUAUUAUGAAAAAUAAAAUUUUAAAAUACCAUCG